AUGCUGGCGCAAGCUAAUGAUCAAGUUCGAACAGCUACCGUGCCGCUCAUUUUUAUAUACUUUUUUUUCUACGACUUUGCGUAUACGGCGAUGCUCGUGUUAUACACGCUCGAGAUUCUGCCUUAUAAUAUUCGUGCCAAAGGGUUUGCAAUUAUGAAUAUUACUAUCUAUUCUACCAAUGCUUUUAACUCGCUUGUCAAUCCUGUAGCCCUGGACACCAUAGGAUGGAAAUACUACCUCUUUUACUGCGGAUGGCUUAUCUUGGAACUCCUAUUCGUGAUGGUGUAUAUUGUCGAGACGAGAGGUGAUUGUUAUCUCUUUGCCUCAUCGAGCUCUUGUGGACUGUUGCUUUUUUAG
Molecule: messenger RNA, 357 nt
Organism: Suillus subaureus
Lineage: Eukaryota; Fungi; Basidiomycota; Agaricomycetes; Boletales; Suillaceae
Exons: 3
Coding region: 1-357 (118 amino acids)
Biological process (GO): transmembrane transport; carbohydrate transport
Cellular component (GO): membrane
Molecular function (GO): carbohydrate:proton symporter activity
Source: RefSeq, a predicted model, not a curated record